Messenger RNA from Sitodiplosis mosellana (orange wheat blossom midge), 3414 nucleotides. RefSeq names its product nose resistant to fluoxetine protein 6-like. Bases 1158 to 3107 code for a protein of 649 amino acids. The record is from RefSeq and is a predicted model, not a curated record. Gene Ontology annotation, molecular function: acyltransferase activity, transferring groups other than amino-acyl groups. The transcript has 11 exons. Lineage: Eukaryota; Metazoa; Arthropoda; Insecta; Diptera; Cecidomyiidae.
AUUUUUCAGACUGUCGCAUUACACGGAACUAGCAGCAUUUAUAUGUGUUUUCAUUGUUUUUUUUUCGCGCGAAAUCACUUCAAAUUCAUGUGAUUAACGUAUAAAACGAGUUUGUGCCCGUAAUCUAACACAAAUUUUGCAAAUAUUUAUUUAUUUAUUACGAAGCCCACACUUAUGCCAAUAUGUGUUCACAGCAAGCUGAGAACAUGCUGGUCAGAGACCCAAUACGGCAUAAAUUCCGCUCACGAUGCGUCUUUUGCAAAGAGAAUAUAGUAGGGAGGGAUAAUAUAAAAGUGAGACUUUCAUACCAGAAUUGGGUCCGGAAAACCAUGGAAAAACCGGCCUCAUUCUGGAGAACCAGGGGAAAUACAAUGAUGAGUUUUUGCAAUUAAAGUGCGUUAACAAUAAUGGGAAAAAAUCAAAUGAAAAAUCACAAACUAAAUCUAGAUUCAACUGUGAUAAGUAGCUGUCCGGCAUAGCUGCCACCUCAAAUCUCAUAGAAUUAAAAGGAAAGAGACAAAGGCAUUUGGUAACAUCUGGUGAAUUUCUAUGAGAUUUGGCGCCGCCAUAAUGCAGAAACCAGUACAUACUGUUUCGUGUGACAGCGACUGUUGUAAAACCAUGCUGAUUCGGUACAAGCAGAUGAGAUGCUUUUUGAUGAAUAUAUCAAACAUGAGUUCAUCGAAUAUUCUUGCAACGGAUGAUAGAAUACUAAUUGGACGGUCAUUUUCUACAUUAAUAUUGUCAACUAAUAGACAAUGCCGCCACAAGCGGGUUCAAAACUGGAUGCUGAAUGAUACUCAUCUUCAUUGACUCAAUUCCUUUUAUUCCUUUUACUGAAAGUGUUACAUUUGAUCUUAUCAAAUCAAUUGUUCGAUCGUUUUCGGCGUUUUUUCUAUCGGGUUGUAUUAAGGGCGUUAAUCAUAAUUUUUUUGUUGCAAAAACAAGUUGGCUAUAUUAAUUCAACUGUUCAAGCCUAUCAUAUUCAGAAAGUGUUUACUUUAAUAUUUUUUUAUUUGUUCCAGAUGUUGAGCACACAAGUCGGAGUCUGUCCAGUUGUAUUUCUGGCAAGAUGCAUUAAUAUGAUUCAGUACCGUCUUAGAAUUCUGACAGAAUAAACAUAUGUAAAAAAUUCGGAGUAAAUUAUUGCAUUUUAAAUGGUUAGAGUUAAAUUGGUGUUUUGGGUUACGUUGUUUGUAAUUUGUAAAUGGCGGGUUGUAUGUGAAACUGAACAAGAACAAGAACAAGAGCAUGAUUGGUCCCAAUAUCAAAAACUUCAUACCAUUCAAAUUGGUUUGAUCCAAAACAAACAUUUGGAUGAAUUUUUGGAUUCAUCAACAUAUUCCAUCAACGACAACCAAGUGUUCACCACUGACAGAACCAAAGUCAAACGAUCAUACGACACGGAACAAUGCAUAAGAGAUUUGAUACAAAUUCAAAAAGCGUUUCGUGAUAAAAACAGCAAUUGGGCUACGGAAAUGUUGGCUACAUGGGGCAAGCUGUCGCCGGUUGGAAUCGAUAAAAAUUAUGGAAAUUUUGACCGAUGCCACGAUUUAGAAAUGAAUAAGUCAAUAAACAUUGAAACUCAAUACUGCCUGGGCCGUAUUGAUGCUAGCAGGUCCGAAGUGAGAAAAAUCAUAUCUGAACGGUCAACAGUGGGUAUUUGUAUUCCGAAUUCGUGUGCACCAUCACUUAUUGCGAACAUAUUAGAUGAUUACUUGGUUUCAAACAAAUCGAUUCAAAUAUAUAUUGGAGCACACGAUUGUCGCUUUAAAAAUGACAACACAACUAUUUUUUUAAGCUACCAAAUUUUUAUGGCAUUUCUAACUAUGGUAUUUGGUUUAAUAAUUUUGAGUUCAACUUAUGACAUUAUAUUCACUAUACGCAAAGUCAAAAACCCAUUGUUGCUGGCAUUUUCAGCGUAUUCAAACGGGCGAAAUCUAUUUGCAUGCAAAUCAGAUCAGUCACCCAGCAUCAUGUCAUGUUUAGAUGGAAUACGUGCGAUUGCUGCAUUGUGGAUAGUAGCAGUUCAUUUUAAUUCUUUCUCAUCGAAGGUAAUGGCCAACCGAAACAACCAUGUAACUGUUGGUGACCGACUAGAAAAAUUUUUUUUGGCUGGCCGUUUUGGCGUGGAUACAUUUUUUGUAUUGAGUGCUAUGCUUGCGGCCAAUAAAAUGUUUCAAGUACUCUCGACAAAUGGUCGACUCAACAUUCCUCUUCUAUACUUACAACGUGUUCUACGCUUAUCUCCAGUGUUGACAGUUAUCGCACUUUUCAACAGGUAUUUACUACAAUUCUGCGCAAACGGCCCAGAAUAUAAUAAUAUUAUGGAUGGAUUAAGAAGAACGUGUGAAUAUUCACCAUGGGACACAUUAUUGUAUUACAGUAAUUAUUAUCUGAUUGAGUGCGUUCAUGGAUCUUGGUACCUGGCCACAGAUAUGCAGUUAUAUCUCAUAACACCAUUUAUGGUGAUGCUUAUGCAACGUUGUCCAAAAAGAUUCAUGGGUUUUUCAUUUGCGAUUAUUUUGAUUGAUUUUUUCAUUUUGGCAUUGAAUAGCGAACGUUUUGGUUUGGAAAACUAUUAUUCAGUACGAGCUCGCAUUUCUACAUGGUUGAUUGGAGUCAUUUUUGCUUACAUACUAUUCGAAAUGCGUUCAAGAAAACAUAUUCGAAUACCAAAGUAUUUGAAUAUAUUUCUAUUGACUUUAUCCGCGGGUGUAUUGACGAUGCUUUUAUAUACGUCCGCAGUUGUUGACAGAUCAGCCGAUUUCCUAUGGAAAGGAAGAGUUUGGUGGUCACUAUCGCUUUGCUAUAUCAUAUUCGCAUGCCUAAAUGACCAAGGAGGCAUCAUUAAUUGGUUUCUAUCGCAACCAAGUUGGCAACCAAUAUCACGGUUGAGCUUUAACAUAUUCUUGAUUCAUCAAACAGUAAUGAGUGUUAUGUUUGCUGAUCGUAAAGUAGUCUGGUAUUUCUCAGUUUUCACUCAGGUACAAGAACUUUUCUUAGUUUUGGCCAUUUCUUGUGCCGUUGCCGUAAUACUAGCAUUGACAAUUGAGAUGCCGAUAACAAAUUUAAGUCACAUUUAUUUAACCAAAAAGAAAAAGUAAUCGUUUGCAUCAUAAGGUAUAUAUAUGAUGUUGGAUAAUAUUGUAGAAUAACUUCACCUAUGUAGAUAAUUUAGCAACCAUAGAAAAGGUUGAAACUUGAAUUUUUUUUGCUUAUUAUUACUAUAAUGGCAUUAUGAACUUUAUACUUUUGCGCAAAACUCUCACAAGAUCCUUGAACAAAAAUAUAUCGUGAUUAUUCAGCUUAUCGUCCAUGUUGAUUGACUAAACUUUGAUUUAGUACAUAGUAUUGAAAAACUCAACAUUUUAUAAUAACAAAUAAACGCAUAAAUUUACACACAUUUCGAAA